This is a messenger RNA of Rattus norvegicus (Norway rat), 1456 nucleotides long. RefSeq names its product RIKEN cDNA 4930426D05 gene like. The record is from RefSeq and is marked validated. The transcript is spliced from 4 exons. NCBI's taxonomy places the organism in Eukaryota, Metazoa, Chordata, Mammalia, Rodentia, Muridae. The coding region runs from base 972 to 1286 and encodes 104 amino acids.
GAAGGGCAUCAGGUGGUAGUUCAUGGCGUCCAGCAGCAGCUUCUGGCAGACCGGGUCGGUGCGCAUGAAAUCCACCGACUGGACCCGCUCCACCAGCUCCGGGGCGGGGAUGAGCGCAAAGCGAAGGCGCUUCAUGAGGUCGGGCGCGUACUGCAUGCGGGUCUCACGGUCGUGCUCCAGCCACAGCACGGACAUCUGGAAAAGUGCCAGCUCCGACUCCACGGGGGGCGGCAGCGAGUCCAGCAGGGCACGCAUCUCCUCGAAGUUAAGCAACAGCACAUCCUCCACCAGGUACUUGUUGGCCAGCUUCUUGGUCUCCUCCAGGCCGUGCAGUGCGGCGAUCUUGCACACCUGCUUGUAGUUCUGCACCGAGAUCUGGUCGUUGAGGAACUGAACGCAGAGCUUGGUGACCUGAGGAAUGUGCAGGAUUUUGCUGACCGACAGCACCUCCUCCACGGUGUCCAGGGACAGGGUCACGUUGGCCGUGUAGAGCAGGUUGAGACCGUGCAGCAGGUUGUCACUGUGGCUGGGGUCGAAGGUGGAGGUCCUGUCCCCGGAUCUGGACAUGGCGAGCUGACUCUGCGCACCUGGCUUUAAACCCUCCUCCAACCUGGCAGACAGGGGUGGGGGAUGGGAGGGGGAGCAGGGAGGUGAAGGGGGGUGGGGUGUGGCCGGGGUGGGGAAGGGUGUGGAGGGGAGAGAGGAACAACAGUCAAGGCCCCGCUUGGCUCCCUCCCUGUGCGCUUAGGAUGCGAGCCUAAGAGGGAGGUGUGAAGGCGCCCGGUCCUGAGCGCCUCCUGAAGGGUCCUCGUCUGGGGUCGGGACUCCGGUUCUGCUCCUUGCUACCUCUUACACUCUUCGCCCCUCACUUUCCUAAAAGCACCCAGGCUCCUCUCUUGGCAGCGACGGCGGUGACAGCAGCGGCGGCAAAAGUGGAGGCUGAGGCCGUGACACCUCGUGGGCUCGAGUCCAUGCCCAGCUGGAUGAACGGAAAGGCCGGGAGUGGGGAGUCAGGGGGUGCCCCCAGAGCUCAGAGGCGACCGACGGCGGCGGUUCCAGGGCCGAACAAGAAGGGACCCUCUUGCCCGCGUCCCGCCCGCGCGCCCGCCGGGACCACCGCCGCCGCCGCCCGGCUCCGAGGGACCCGCCGGACCUGCCCCUUCCGCUGCGGCUCACUCUGCCUUGCCGGGCGCCGCUUCUGGAUCGCCGGCUUCUCAUUCCUACCAGGCUGGGCUCCUCUCCACUCACUUUCCCAUCCUGUUCCAGGCUGGCGACUUCGCUGCUGAGCUGAAACUGCUAAUUUCUGUGACCAGCUUUUUUCUUAGCUGUGAUCUGGAUGAAUGAGUAGCUGUCUCACAGAGAUGACAAAAAUAAACUCUAAUCCCCCCCAAAAUUUCCACUACAUCUUUCUCAUGCAUAGAUUUAUGAUCUUCAAGCGCUCUGUGCAAUAUGCAAA